Culicoides brevitarsis is the source of this 1572-nucleotide messenger RNA. Its product is annotated as pickpocket protein 28-like. Gene Ontology annotation, molecular function: ligand-gated sodium channel activity. Gene Ontology annotation, biological process: sodium ion transmembrane transport. Lineage: Eukaryota; Metazoa; Arthropoda; Insecta; Diptera; Ceratopogonidae. Gene Ontology annotation, cellular component: plasma membrane. The record is from RefSeq and is a predicted model, not a curated record. The transcript is spliced from 3 exons. Bases 1 to 1572 code for a protein of 523 amino acids.
AUGGCAGUCCUGCCAGUGGAAACUCGCGAUCAAAAAAGUGUUUUUUGCAAAAUUGUGGAUGAUUUUUUUAACUCCAGUACCAUUCAUGGAGUGAAGUAUAUUGGGACAAGGCCUUGGUAUGAAAAACUUUGGUGGCUUAUCGUCUUCGUCAUCUCACUCAUCAUUUGCAUAAUCCAAAUUUCCGCCAUCUACACAAAAUGGAAAGAAACUCCCUUUAUAAUCGCUGUCGAAGAAAAAUUUACUUCAAUUGGAGAAAUUCCUUUUCCCGCAAUAACUAUUUGUGGCAGAUUCAUCUCUAACGAAAACCAAACGCAGUUGAAUUACGACGACUUUCUAGAUCAAGAACUACUCGAAAUGGACGAAGAGCUUUUGGAUUUAUUCGAUUUCGCAAGUGACGUUUGUCUGGAUGACAUGAGAUUAGGAAAAUUUCCCGAAAAAAAAUUUGAUAAAGUAAGAGAUUAUGUUAACCAAUUCCGAAAAUCAAGUUCCAUGCUUGAAACUGCCGAGAAAAUGUUUUCCGUCAAUUCAACGAAAUUUAUGUCAAAAUGUCACGGUACCGUCGUCGGUUUGAGUGGAUGGUCCUGUCAUGAGAAAUUUCGUAAAAUUGUUACUCGUUAUGGAAUUUGCAUGACUUUUAAUAUGUUGCAAAAACGUGAAAUCGUGCGACAAAAUGUGACAAUUCUUUUGAAAAGAGGCAGGAAUAAAGCCUUCUUAUGGAAUCCAGAAACUGGUUACAAUCGAAAAACGCAACUUUGUUUUAAUUCAGGACAAUGUUUAAGCAACAUUAGAGUUUUUGUGCAUCAUCCAUACGACUUUCCAUGGGAUGACGGGAAUGUUUUAAGUUAUUCGGAUCCUUUUAGUUCACCAUCGAUUGUUAUUAUGCCGGAAAUGAUAAAAACGCCGCUUGAAUUGCGACUUUCUAUCCCGCCAGAUGAAAGAAAUUGCUACUUUGAUGGAGAACGAAACUUGAAAUUUUUCAAAAUUUAUUCAAAAUCGAAUUGUGAACUUGAGUGUCUUACCAACAUCACUUUGGGUGAAUGCAAAUGUGUUAAAUAUUGGAUGCCCCGAUACCCUGGAACCCCAAUUUGCAGCAUUACUGAAUACAAUUGUUCGAGUUAUUGGAUUAAUUUUAUUUUUAACGGCAAUACCGUUGCAACUGUGUUAAAAAAUGUAGAAGAAUCUGGCGUUCCGUACAAAUGUAAUUGUUUUGAUCGAUGCAACAGUGUCAAGUAUUUUGCUAGAGAAUCGAAGAGCGAGAAGCAAAAGAGCGAGAACGUUGCCUACGGAUCAUCGAAAACAGAUACAGAUAUCGAGAUGCCAUCAAAUUUUUCGGCAUUCGUUGAUGCUAAACAAGCUUUUUUCAUUAUAUUGAAAUUCAACUUUGAAAAAUCGCAGUUUUUGUCCUACAAACGAAUUGUUCCAUAUAAUUAUUCAGAUUUUAUUGCAAAUUGUGGCGGAUUGUUGGGACUUUUCAUGGGCAUCUCGCUUCUGAGUCUUGUAGAAAUUAUCUAUUUUUGCACUUUUCGACUUAUCGAAGCUAUCGUAAUUGCCAUAAAAGGUAGACGUCAGUGA